CUUUCGGCCCCGCGCCCAUGCGCACGCCCGCGGCCGGUUUGCAGGGCCGGACGCGCGCCCCGCGUCCCGGGCAGGAAGAUGGUGGCGAGCGCGCGGGUGCAGAAGCUGGUGCGGCGCUACAAGCUGGCGAUCGCCACGGCACUGGCCAUCCUGCUGCUGCAGGGCCUGGUGGUGUGGAGCUUCAGCGGCCUGGAGGAGGACGAGCCGGGAGAGAAAGGACGGCAGAGGAAGCCACGGCCACUAGACCCUGGCGAGGGCUCUAAGGACACAGACAGCUCUGCAGGGCGCAGGAGCAGUGCUGGUAAAAGGCAUGGGCGCUGGCGGGGCCGUGCUGAGAGCCCAGGCGUGCCUGUGGCCAAGGUGGUACGAGCAGUAACCAGCCGCCAAAGAGCUAGCCGCCGGGUCCCGCCUGCCCCACCUCCAGAGGCGCCAGGCCGCCAGAACCUGAGUGGAGCAGCAGCUGGGGAGGCACUGAUGGGAGCUGCUGGCUUCCCACCACAUGGAGACACAGGGAGCGUAGAGGGGGCCCCCCAACCCACGGACAACAGCUUCACUCCAAAGUGUGAGAUUGUGGGCAAGGAUGCACUGUCAGCACUGGCCCGGGCCAGCACCAAGCAAUGCCAACAGGAGAUCGCCAACGUAGUGUGCCUACACCAAGCUGGGAGCCUCAUGCCCAAGGCUGUGCCCCGGCACUGCCAGCUGCCUGGCAAGAUGAGCCCUGGCAUCCAGUGGGAAGAGACUCGGGCCCAGCAGCCUGUCGGUGGCCCUCCAGUCCGCAUCGCCUACAUGCUGGUGGUUCAUGGCCGUGCCAUCCGCCAGCUCAAGCGUCUUCUCAAGGCUGUCUACCAUGAGCAGCACUUCUUUUAUAUCCACGUGGAUAAGCGGUCCAACUACCUGUACCGGGAGGUGGUGGAGCUGGCCCAGCACUAUGAUAACGUGCGGGUGACUCCUUGGCGCAUGGUCACCAUCUGGGGCGGGGCCAGCCUUCUGAGGAUGUACCUGCGGAGCAUGAAGGACCUGCUGGAAAUCCCUGGCUGGGCCUGGGACUUCUUCAUCAACCUGAGUGCCACUGACUAUCCAACCAGGACAAACGAGGAGCUGGUGGCAUUCUUAUCCAAGAACCGGGACAAGAAUUUCCUCAAGUCACAUGGGCGAGACAAUUCCAGGUUCAUCAAGAAGCAAGGCCUGGACCGGCUUUUCCACGAGUGUGAUUCCCACAUGUGGCGCCUGGGUGAACGGCAGAUCCCAGCGGGCAUCGUGGUGGAUGGCGGCUCUGACUGGUUCGUGCUGACACGCAGCUUUGUGGAAUAUGUGGUGUACACAGACGAUCCCCUCGUGGCCCAGCUUCGCCAGUUUUAUACCUACACGUUGCUUCCCGCCGAGUCCUUCUUCCACACAGUGCUGGAGAACAGCCCGGCCUGUGAGAGCCUUGUGGACAACAACUUGCGUGUCACCAACUGGAACCGUAAGCUGGGCUGCAAAUGCCAGUACAAGCACAUUGUGGACUGGUGUGGCUGCUCUCCCAACGACUUCAAGCCGCAGGACUUCCUGAGGCUUCAGCAAGUCUCCAGACCCACCUUCUUUGCCCGGAAGUUUGAGUCAACUGUGAAUCAGGAAGUCCUGGAAAUUUUGGACUUCCACCUGUAUGGCAGCUACCCACCCAGCACCCCAGCCCUCAAGGCCUACUGGGAGAACACCUAUGACGUGGCUGAUGGCCCUGGUGGACUCAGCGAUGUCUUACUCACCGCUUACACAGCCUUUGCCCGUCUCAGCCUGCGUCAUGCUGCUACUGCUGUACCCCCACAGGCCACUGCACUCUGCAGGUUUGAGCCCAGGGGGUUGCCGUCCAGCGUGCACCUGUAUUUCUAUGACGACCAUUUCCAGGGCUACCUGGUGACGCAGGCGGUGCAGCCCUCAGCCCAGGGGCCAGCAGAGACGCUUGAGAUGUGGCUGAUGCCCCAGGGGUCGCUGAAACUGUUGGGGCGCAAUGACCAGGCCAGCCGGCUCCAGAGUCUGGAGGUGGGACAGGUUGGCACUGAGUGGGACCCCAAAGAACGUCUCUUCCGGAAUUUUGGGGGCCUGCUGGGACCCCUGGAUGAACCUGUAGCUAUGCAGCGCUGGGCCCGGGGCCCCAACCUCACAGCCACUGUGGUCUGGAUUGACCCCACCUAUGUUGUGGCCACGUCAUAUGACAUCACGGUAGAUGCGGACACUGAGGUCACACAGUACAAGCCCCCACUGAGCCGGCCGCUGCGGCCAGGAGCCUGGACUGUUCGCUUGCUUCAGUUCUGGGAGCCCCUGGGUGAGACCCGCUUCCUUGUGCUGCCGUUGACCUUCAACCGCAAACUACCUCUCAGGAAAGAUGAUGCCAGCUGGCUGCACGCUGGACCACCCCACAAUGAAUACAUGGAGCAGAGUUUCCAGGGCCUAAGUGGCAUCCUGAACCUGCCUCAGCCAGAGACCAUGGAGGAGGCUGCCAAGAGGCACACAGAGCUUACGGGUCCUGCACUUGAGGCCUGGACAGAUGGGGAGCUGAGUAGUUUCUGGUCUGUAGCAGGAUUGUGUGCCAUAGGCCCCUCUGCUUGUCCCUCCCUGGAGCUCUGCAGACUGACGAGCUGGAGCUCUCUGUCUCCUGACCCUAAAUCAGAGCUGGGGCCUGUCAAAGCUGAUGGGCGACUCAGGUAGCAGGGCCCCAGCCAGCACAACCCGGAGGAGCCGGGGAAUUGCACCUUAUCGACAACGGAGGGACAUCUCUCCCACAGACCAGAACCAGAGGCCCAGGCAGUGUGCCCGUGAGAGCCAUCAGGAACCUGCACCGAGGGCAGGGCUGGUGGGUGUAGUGCUCACUACUGCUAAUGGCCCUGCAAGAGGUCAGAGGUCCGCCGGAACCACGAGGGGGGAGCGCUUCCUCUGCCCCUCUCUAGUUUGUACUUUUUUUAAAUUUAAAAUGAGUGACGAGGAGGAAGAUGUGCAAUAGGGCUCAGAGCAGGCCCAGAAAGUGGGCUGUGGCCGUGGGGAGCACACCGAGCCCAUCUGCUCCUGCUCUGGAGAGGUUUUGUCUGCCUCGCUCUCCAGAGCCUCCAUCCCCAGCCUGGGCCAAUGGGUUCCCAGCUGAGGAUCUUAAGAGGCACAAAUGUCCCAUCAGGCUCUGAGGCCAGAACGGGUGAUUUGGGGGCUACUGUGGAGCUGGGCUUUAGUGGGACAGCUGCUCGCUCGUCUGGUAGCCAGGAGACCCUAGGGUAGGGGUGAGGCUGGCUUUCAGGCUUUCCAGUACACCCUGCCCUAUAAAUGCAGGGCGUCAGAGCCUGCUGAGAUCCGUCCAGUUUCCCACGUGCAUCCUGGAAGAGGGAGCCCCACUGGCAGUGCGGGAAGACUGUCAUGGCGCUCAGAACUGGGAGUCGCGUUGUGCCUGAAGCUCAGUGUGAAGUCUGAAAUAUGCAACAGAGGAAAUAUAUCUCUAUCUCUCCACGCUGAAUGUCCUUGUUUACU
This is a messenger RNA of Microtus ochrogaster (prairie vole), 3489 nucleotides long. It is a transcript of the gene Xylt2, whose product is annotated as xylosyltransferase 2. The record is from RefSeq and is a predicted model, not a curated record. Gene Ontology annotation, cellular component: membrane. Bases 79 to 2685 code for a protein of 868 amino acids. Lineage: Eukaryota; Metazoa; Chordata; Mammalia; Rodentia; Cricetidae. Gene Ontology annotation, biological process: heparan sulfate proteoglycan biosynthetic process; chondroitin sulfate proteoglycan biosynthetic process. Gene Ontology annotation, molecular function: protein xylosyltransferase activity. The transcript has 11 exons.